Messenger RNA from Epinephelus moara (kelp grouper), 1680 nucleotides. Its product is annotated as L-amino-acid oxidase-like. Bases 1 to 1680 code for a protein of 559 amino acids. The record is from RefSeq and is a predicted model, not a curated record. Gene Ontology annotation, molecular function: L-amino-acid oxidase activity; polyamine oxidase activity. NCBI's taxonomy places the organism in Eukaryota, Metazoa, Chordata, Actinopteri, Perciformes, Serranidae. The transcript has 8 exons. Gene Ontology annotation, biological process: amino acid catabolic process.
AUGUCAAACCACGAGAAAGUGAAGCAGGAUGAAGACGUCAGUGUUGCUGCUGCUGGUCUUGCCGGCUCUGUCCUCAGCUGGUCCUCUGGACAUCAGGGACAACGCAGAGCAGAGAAAUGUAGUGUGUUUGUCUUGUUUCCAGUUGAUGUCAGUGUCCCCUUUCUCCCACUAGACCCCGGCUACACUGCUGAUGUCAGUCUGAGGAAAGAUCUGUCUGAGUGUCUGAUUGACACAGACUAUGAUGAGCUAAUGGACACUGUUCAGAAGGGCCUUCCACAAACCAGUACAUCUCAUCAUGUUGUUAUUGUCGGCGCAGGCAUGGCUGGGCUGACAGCUGCCAUGCUACUGCAAGACGCUGGGCACAAGGUAACCAUAUUAGAGGCUAGCGGCCGUGUUGGAGGACGGGUGGAGACCUACAGGAAUGAAAAAGAGGGCUGGUAUGCUGACCUGGGAGCCAUGAGGAUCCCAGAUUUUCACCACAUCGUGCACUGGUUUGCUGAAAAGCUGGGGGUCCAGCUCAAUGACUUCAUCAUGUAUGACCCAAAUACUUUUUACUUUGUGAACGGAGUGCUGGAGAGGACGAGCAGAGUGGAAAGACACCCUGAGAUUCUGAAGUACAGCGUGGGGAGGGGUGAGAAUGGAAAGACAGCCGACCAGCUGCUACAACAAGCUUUGGAGAAGGUUAGAGGUGAAGUGAGGGCUCAUGGCUGCCGAGCUGCUCUGAGAAAAUAUGACCGUUAUUCUUUAAAGGACUAUCUGAAACAAGAAGCAGGUCUGAGCUCAGAAGCGGUGCGGAUGAUUGGAGACCUGCUCAAUGAACAGAGCCUCAUGUAUACAGCGCUGAGUGAGAUGAUCUAUGAGCAGAGUAACAUCAAUGACAUAACUAAGUACAAGGAGGUGACUGGUGGGUCGGACAGUCUUCCCACAGCUUUUCUUCCUUUCCUCAAUGACUGCGAUAUUCUUCUCAACUCAAAGGUCAAACGCAUCAGCCACUCAAAUAAAAGUGUAACUGUAUCGUACCAGGCAGGCCAACAGCCCUCUCUUACUCACCUUUCCGCUGAUGCUGUCCUGGUAACAACCACAGCCAAAGCAGCCCUGUUCAUGGACUUUGAACCACCUCUCUCCAUCCAAAAGAUGGAGGCACUGAGGGCGGUCCACUACGACAGCUCCACUAAAAUCAUCCUCACCUUUAGAGAGAAGUUCUGGGAGAAGGACAGCAUCCGAGGAGGAAAGAGCAUCACUGACCUCCCAUCUCGUUUUAUCUACUACCCCAGCCACAGUUUCCCCACAAAUGAGACCGUUGGCGUCCUCCUGGCCUCCUACACCUGGUCUGACGACUCCCUCCUCUUCCUAGGUGCGAGCAAUGAUGACCUGAAAGAGCUGGCUCUGAGAGAUUUGGCAAAGAUCCACGGUGAGCACGUUAGGUCUCUCUGCACAGGUGUGGUGGUGAAGAAGUGGAGUGAAGAUCCACACAGCUUAGGCGCCUUCACUUCCUUCACACCCUACCAACAUUUAGAGUACGCUAAAGAGCUCUUCAGAAGUGAAGGCAGGGUGUACUUUGCUGGUGAACACACAGCCUUACCUCAUGCUUGGAUGGAGACAGCUAUGAAAUCUGCAAUCAGGGCUGCUACCCGCAUUAAUGAUGAGUCAGCUACGCAACUACAUGGCUAUGCUCCGUAG